AUGGGCUACUUGCGCCCCAAUUUCACCGUUGUGGUAGCCCCUGAAUACCUGCAUCGGUUUCGCGUCGACCCCGUGCAGGCGAACCUCAACAUCACUGCAGUGACUCCCUCCGAUUCGGGCAUCUACACGGUGGAGGUCUCUCCCCUCGGAAGCGCCGUGGAGAAGGGAAACAUCACUGUCGUUGUCUAUGAGCAGGUGGGUAACGUCUCAGUGAGUCCAUUGACUGCGGCGGUGGCAGAAGGCAAUGACUCGGUGACCCUGAUCUGCAGCCCAGUCCGAGGCUCCGUCUCCUGGGCCAAGGAUGGGAAGGCCCUGCCAGAGAACCCGCGGUAUCUGCGCUCUGGUGGUGCCUUGCAGAUCGACCACCUGCUACGCCAAGAUGCUGGGCUCUACCAGUGCACCGUCUCCAACCCUUUCGGGAACGGAACUGCGACCGCUCAGCUCUCUGUCUAUUAUGGCCCAGAGACCCCGACGAUCACCAUCUCGUCGUCAUCAGAUCAGGAACCCGAAUCGGGGAGCUUUGUGCUAGUGAACAGCAGUGUGAACCUCACGUGCCUGGCGCCAUCCCAGCCCCUGGCGAAGAUCUACUGGAAUGUGGCAGAUAUCCAGGACACCUUUGUGCCCUCUGUUCCGGUGCUGCAUCUCCCUAGGGUGAACUUAAAUCAAGCUGGGCCCUAUACUUGUCUGGCGUUCAAUCAGCAGACGCAGCGGCGCGUCCGAAGCACUCGUAAUCUCGUCGUCGCCCAACGGCCCAUCGGAUCCCCUCUCUGCUCUGUGACUUCAGCGGACAAUGGCACCGCUUUGCUUUUUGUUUGUUCCUGGCCUGGGGGCUCACCUGAUCCUAGUUUAACUUUCCAAGGGCUCUCCGGGUACGAGGAGGAGGUCAGUACCUCCAGCGUGCGGCAACUGCUGACUUCUCCCUUCCCACCUGAGCUUAGCGGCAACAGAGUCACCUGUCUGGGACGCCACCUGGCAGCACAGAGCAACUGCAGUGUGACACCAGAAGCCCCCUCGGGUGUCUCGCUCUCGUUCUGGGCCUAUGAUGACGCAGACGGGUCAGUGACUGUGGAGUUCCACUGCCAUGGGAAAUUCAACCCCGUGCAGAUUGACUGGCUUCGAGACCGGAGGCCACUGGCUGGAGGCCGUUACCAGCUAAGCUCCAAAGGCAACCGACUCACCAUCUGGAACUUCACUGCCCCGCAGGACCUGGGAGAUUACAGCGUCAACUGCUCCAACCCCCUGGGAUCCCAAAACUCCAGCCUCACAGUUGUCGGUCCGUCCAUCACUGACUGGAUGCUGUCUCAUGGAACCCUGCCCGGCUCUGCAUACAUCACCUGGACUGUUCCCAACAGAUCCGUGGUGACCAACUUCUGGAUCCAGACGCAGGAUGCAACACAACGCCGUUCUGCUGAGGAAUGGAAGACCGUGGAUGUUCUUGGGGCUACUAACCGAUCUGCCACCAUUGUGGGGCUCGAACCCCAAACAUCCUAUUCUUUCCGAGUCGUGCCUCGUUUGGGGUCCCAAACCGGGGAUGCCUCUUCUGUACAGAUCCUCCAACCAGAAGGCUCCCAUCUGAGUUCUGGUGCCAUUGCUGGAAUUGUGGUCGGCUCCAUCUUGGGGAUGUUUCUGAUCACUGGACUCCUGAUGCUGCUGUUCUUCUACUUUCGGAGAGGAAGCAACAAGAAAAUCCCCCCAACACCACCUGAGACCCGACAACAUUACCUGUCACGCCAGUUCCCGAAUGGAAGUAAGCUGGAGCCAUAUGACCACUCUUGGGGCAAUCCCCGCUGGUCAUCAGAAGGCUCGGACAUCUAUGCUAUCACCUAUGAGAAACACCUAGGCAGAUAUGGUGACCGCAGCACGCUGCCUAUAGAUGCCAGUGACAGCAGCACCCUUUCCUCAGCCAUACAACCUGGGACCAAGAAAGUACGCAGUGCUACUCAGGUGUGACCUGGAGAAGGUGUGAUGUGGAAAAGAAGCUGUGGACUAGGAAAGAAGCCGUCGGCCAAACGUGGCUGAUGAUGUGGGAUGCUGGCAUCUGGAAUUGGAGUCAUGGCUUCUCUCCUGAUGCAUCCAUAAGUGAUACGAGAUACGCGAUACGAGCCUGGGAUACGAGAGCCAGAUUUCUGGAAUUAGAACUUUGGCUUCAUGGCACCAUGAUGGGGCUGAAAGUCCAAUGGGCAACCCAGAUCUCUGGGGCAGCAACCUAGCUAACCCUGGUGAGGUUGAAUGGGAGAACAGGAUCCAGCCAUUCAGGGGGCUGCAUGUUGUGUAGGCUGGAGGCAACGGUAAGAUCCAGGCAUCCAAAGCACACCAAACAGGAUGAUGAAAAAUGUUGUCUGGGAUUCUGAGCUUUCUGCCAUGGCCACGCUAGGGAUCUCUUGGAAUGGAGCUUUACGACAGAACAACCUGAGUUCUUGGCAUGAACUGGGAAAGUGGCAAGAGAACAAGUUCCUGAAUGGGGGUAUGUUACAAAGAAUGCUUAAGCUCACCCUUGCAGCAGAGGAUGUUGCAAAGGAGAGGCCUGAUGGUGUAUUUGAAGGGUUUGGACGCUGAUACCUCUUUGCAGAGGGUAGUACUCAAAAGCUGCCAAAUGAACAUGUGCCUUUCUGGGCGGCAAUUUAGCCUCCUUAUAUCCCACGGCUGCAGUCCUGCAUCUGCCAAAGUUAUCCUUUCUGUUAUCAAAAGACGACUGGAGCCCUUCCUUAUACUGAACACGGAAAUUUUUACCAGGACCUACUAAAACUACGAUUAUAAAAUUUCAACAAAAGUGAUCAAAGUGGUUUAUACUGGAAAAUAAACAAAGAAGUAAGAUGGGUCCCUGUCCCCAAAGGGCUCACAAUCUAAAAAGAAAUGCAAGAUAAACACAAAAACCACUGAAGGGAUGUUGUGCUGGGAUCGAAUAGGAACAAUUGCUCUCUUCCUAUUAAAAGAGAAUCAUGAAUACGAAUACGACCAAUAUUUAUAUUCUGCUUUUCAACAAAAGUCCCCAAAGUGGUUUACAACUAACUGUGCUAAACACUUUGAAAGGUGCCUCCUUUGCUGUAUUAAUGGGGACCUUCCAGUUUGGAUGUGUUUGAAGACAUUGGAGCUCCCUCUCUGAGGCUGGAAGAGAUAACUCUGGGUUGGGUCAGUUUGGAGAAGGUGGUCCUUCCUCCCUGAGCAUGGAAGCAGAGGGCGUGACUUCCUGGUUUGGGCCAGUUUGAAGAGAGUGGUACUUCCUCCCAGGGGUCUUACAGAGAGGGCGGAACUUCCUGGUUUGAGCCAGUUUGA
Hemicordylus capensis (graceful crag lizard) is the source of this 3273-nucleotide messenger RNA. RefSeq names its product V-set and immunoglobulin domain-containing protein 10-like. Lineage: Eukaryota; Metazoa; Chordata; Lepidosauria; Squamata; Cordylidae. The record is from RefSeq and is a predicted model, not a curated record. The transcript has 10 exons. Gene Ontology annotation, molecular function: protein binding. The coding region runs from base 1 to 1950 and encodes 649 amino acids.